UGAGUUUUUUCCGUUUGAAUUCGAUUAAUUUAAUUUAAAAGUCUAAACCGCCGAUUCUCCAAAAUUCAAAUUUCUCUUUCCUCUGCCACAAAGAAAAAAAAAAGGAAAGAGAAAUUCCAAGCUCCCCCCGCUUUGCCCCCAACUCAGUCCGCCUCCGAUCCUUCAAUCUCGACCGCAUCUCUCACACCCGGCGGCGUUCCGAUCCAGAAAGCACCUCCGCUUUCCCCACUUCGACGAUGAGCGAGCCCAGUGAGAAUUUCGGCCUCGAGGAUAACCGUCUCGGGCUCUUCGACGUCUCCUUGGAGGACGAUUGCCUCUAUGCGACCUCUUCUCCGCCUCGCCAAGACUUUCACUUCUCAGAUGAUUUGUUGGACAAUGCUAGCGAUCUGUCAUUAAACCUUGUGGAUUCUCAGAGUCUUCAAAGCACAGAGUGCGGGGAUGAUGCCAGGGAACAUCAGCCUCUUGAAUCGUUAGAACCGGAACAGACCAAGAAAAAUAUGAAGUACAACUUGCGCAAAAGUUUAGCCUGGGACAGUGCCUUCUUCACGAGCGCAGGUGUUCUGGAACCAGAUGAGUUGUCUAGCAUGAUGGGGAAGACUGAGGAAAGAGAGAUGUUACCUGGAAUUAGAGAGGAGUUAGAAAGAUCAACUGAUUCGUUAUCUACCUUGGCAAGUGAGGGUUUGACCAUGGAGAAUCUUGAGGGUGAUCUUUUUGGUGACAUUAGAGCAUCAAUCCAGAAAUCAAGUGGAUCAUCUUGUGUGGCAAGUUCCAAGCCCAAUUCUGGUACCAGAACAGGAUCUGUCAAGGCUGCAACCCCAGCAAAACAAUCUCCAAAAAAACUGGAGGAAGCUUCUGAAACCAAGCUGAAACCUAAAGUUUCUUCAAAGAAGACAGAUGUUGUCAUCCCAGGAUCACGGAGAACAAUGAAGAACACAUCUACUGUUACACAAGCUCAGCAGGCACCAAUGCAGUCUCUUGAAACAAAAAGAGAAACAACGUCCCUGUCUAAGCCCCCCAAGAUAGCUGCCAGAGUUGGCAUCUCAACAGCAGCCAAGAAAGGUCCGUUGAGUAACACCUGUGCCAAAUCGGAAAAGGACAAAGGAAAAUGUUCAGCUAGCAAUUCAGCAAAUACGAAAGACUUGACAGGCAGAGUGAAAAUACCCAUUUCUGGUGGUUCAAGGAAUACUGUGUCCAAGCUAUCGCCACCUUGGCGGUCUUCUUCGAGUUCAACAAAGACAGAGUCAGUAGUCUCUUCUUUUGAUUGUUCUGAAAGCGUUUCAUCUGAUGGUGGUAGCAGCAGAUCUUCCUUGAGCUCUUUUACACGAAAAGUAGACCCCAGGGCUGGUGGUGGUGUUCCUUCUUCUAGCCUCAUAGCCAAAGCCACAUCAAGAAUCGGUUCAAAAAGUAAAAACCACUCAACAAUCCCACAUCGCUCGCCUUAUCUCAGGUCUGUGGUCAAGCACUCUCCAAACAUUUCACCCGCCAGCUCAGUCAGUGAAUGGUCCUCGGAGUCAAUAUCACUGUCACCAACUUCAACCCUUAACAAGAGGUCCAAUUGUUCAAGAUCUAGCAUCGACACAGCCUCUUGUGUAGACCCUUAUGAGGAUGAUGAGAGUUCCCAAGUUUCAGAUUCUCCAAGCCAUUGUAGUGAACCAGGUGCAGCGGGAACUCAAGGCGGUCAAUCAUUGAGAAGGGUCUCUAAAGAAAAUGGUGAACUUCUUACGGAGUCAGCUAAGCCCUCCGGCCUCAGACUACCAUCGCCAAAAAUCGGUUUCUUUGAUGGGGCGAGAUCAUCCUCGAGAAAUUCAAAUGGGAGUUCACAAACAAAACCAGGGGUUGUGCCCAGUGGAUUACCGAGACCAGGGGGAGUUCUCCAUGGAAACCUAGGAAAGCCAGGAAAUCUUCAAACUGCUAAAUCUGCAACAACGCCAGCCAGGACUCCUAGAAUUGGCACUCAGCAACAGUCAUUGAGCAGCUCCAAGUCAAAAUCCCAAGUGUCUAAUAACCAGGCGCCUUCAAUGGCUGUACCAAAGGUUGGCAGCAGCGGCCUUCUAAGAAGUGCAAAGCGCUCUCCCAGCAUAUCUCCCAGAGUGCAAAGUAAGACAUCCUCCCCUGGAAGCAGUGCGGAGAAGAAUCCAAAGCCCGUGAAAGUCACGCCUAUUGAUGAACAGCACACUCCCUUUGUGCUUCCAUCUACCAAAAGCAUAGAAAAGGUUGGUCUGGAGGAGAAAGUUUCAUCUUUUGAGUGUGAACACAAGGAGAGUCAUAUCAUGGUAGGUGAUGUUGUUGCAAUGAGUAGAGAAAACAGUCCUAGUCAGAAGGAAAUGAACUGUUUUGAACAGUAGCCGAAGAAAGCUUAUGGUGAAGCUCCUCAAUCUGUCCAUGAGGUUCAUAUGCGGAAUGAAGAACUUGCUGAGUUGUCAAGUGGAUUAUGAGGGAGGAUAAGGGUCAGGAGGUGGAAGACUGCUUGCCCUUCAGCCUUCAGGGGAGGGUAGGGAGUCCCUUUUAUCUUCGGAGAAGGCAAUAGGUUGAGUAGAGGGCAUUUAUUUUAUGCGGGAGUGGCUCUAAUAGUAGGUUAACUAGCAGCAGCUAAGUCAUUUGACAGAAGUGUUGGCCUGCUGACCAACAAUUUAUCGAUCUAUGCUUCGUUACUGUAUGAUCUGUUUAACUUUUUUCCAUUCUUGUGGAAGUAUUCUAUUCAAUCUUAGUAAUGGUGCUUGACUUAAUGUUGUUCUUGUGGAAGUAUUCUGUUUCAAGUUUCGGAC
This is a messenger RNA of Linum tenue, 2765 nucleotides long. NCBI's taxonomy places the organism in Eukaryota, Viridiplantae, Streptophyta, Magnoliopsida, Malpighiales, Linaceae. The record is from the annotation of a GenBank genome assembly.